AUGGGGACCCGCAAGUCGUCUCGUGUGGAUAGUCACAAAAAGAAGAAGACGUCGCGGCCGCGAGCUCGGCCAGGGGGCGAGUACAAGACCCCGAAGGCACAACGUCGUCGAGGGGGCGAUCGCCUCACAGCGCCGGCUACUCCCAGCCGUAGCCAGUACAGCGACAAACUGCGGCAAACUUGCGAGCUCAAACGCGAGACACGCCUGCCCUACGACUUCGACCAGACCCAUAGCUUGAAAUGCGUCAAGUGCAAUACCGUCGGGCGAUGGGUGGCGCGCACGGGCUACGCAGAGAGGUGCGCCGGAGUAUGGCUGUACAAGGGUAGCAUCCAAGAACCUGGCACUGAUAUCCGAGUAUCAUGCCCGAACUGGGUUCGCCCGAAUCAGCCGCCUGUGCCAGACUGGCUGAAGCAUAAGAUAAAGGCUGUGCGCGAUCUCGAUGCCAAAGGUGCCGCCAACGAUUCAUCUCCGUCAACUCUCGGGAGCAAGAUUGACAGUGCUGUUGGCUCUCUGGGCACAUCGACGUCUCCGGAACAGCUCGAGAGCGACCAUGCCUACGCUCAAAGCCUCUAUGCACAGGAGGUGGCGCAGUAUGAACCGCGUCAAGGUGCUUCCGACGAAGCUGGUCCUUCGGGUUCAAGGACAGCGCCUGCGGCAUUCGACACCACGAAGUCAACGUCACAAGGACUGACCGCGAAACGGAAGGCCGCCCAGUUGCAGCAGGAAGCUACCGACGAGCUUGAUCAGAUGCGACACAACAAGUUCAUCCAGACGUUAAAGGGUACAAACAACGUUGUCAUCUCACGGCAGGAUAUGUCGUCUCCAGAACAGUCGCCAGAACCGUCUACCCCGUCUCCUGCUGCUAGACGUCCCACGUCUGCUACCGCCAUUGGCAAUACCACCUCUGCUUCCGGACCUGUCAGGAACGCGUCUUCGCAGGUCGCGGAGAAACCGUCGGCGCCGAUCAUGCCCCGCAAGCGAUCAAUGAGCUGCAUAUCAAUUAGCUCGACAGAAGAGCCUACGGUGGUUGUUAAACGGGAGCGCCACGAUUCCGUACUUUCCCUAUCCGACGACGAGCCCGCAGAGCAUGAGCGCCACGAUUCCGUUCUUUCCCUAUCCGACGACGAGCCCGCCGGGCGUGAACGUCACCGCAUGAGCGACAGCACCCUGGAAUCCAGCAAUAAAGAGAACCACGUCCCUGCGACUACAAAGAAGGUGUUCGCCCUUGUCAAAACGAUCCCAUUCGUCACGUUCACGUCGACCCCAAAGAAGCCCUCGCGUCAGACUUCGCAGCUCCAGUCCCCCCGCGAAGCUUCUGCAGAUGUCUUCCACCCCGAUGAAGACGACGCGAGCCCUAUGCCUCCUGAUAAAUCCGACGUCUACGACAUCUCUCCGACAGUCUCUGAGCUGGCGAAGGAGGCGACCCUCGAUGAGCCGCGGUAUGUUCCAGGCACCCCCGGGGCGGAUGAGAAGUCGCUAUCCCCGAUUGGACAGUCGCUUCUUCCGAGGAAUCGCGCACGCAACGAUCUUCCCGAGAAUGAUGACAUUCCUCGCGCACGGAACAGGAACCCGUGUAGUGGUCCUUGGAAGCCACCCCUCGAAUGUACAGACGACACUAAGGCUCCGUACGACACCGACUACGAGGACUCCGAUGCGCCGGUGACACCGGAGCGUCCGGCGGACACGCCAUUGCCUUCCUCGAACGGACCCGCUGUCUCUGACAUAUACGGCCCUCUUAUUCGCAGUGUCAUCCAGCUGAGGGCCCAUGUUGACGCGCUUCCUCCCGAUGCUCGCGCGAAAGUUGUUGCGACUGUGACCAAGUUCCACGAGGAGACGGGGACCGUGGCCGAUUUGAUGGCACUUCUCCCCUCGCCAUCGUCGGGAUCGGGGAAGGACAAGCAUGAAGAGUCGCCUUCCGACACGAACACGCGAAACAAGCGCAAGUAG
This is a messenger RNA of Dichomitus squalens LYAD-421 SS1, 1947 nucleotides long. RefSeq lists its product as uncharacterized. The record is from RefSeq and is a predicted model, not a curated record. Bases 1 to 1947 code for a protein of 648 amino acids. NCBI's taxonomy places the organism in Eukaryota, Fungi, Basidiomycota, Agaricomycetes, Polyporales, Polyporaceae. The transcript is spliced from 9 exons.